AUGUCAACGACGGAACCUGAGCAAAUGGAAAUAGAAAUUACGCAUGAAGAUAUUCUCGAAUUUCUUCAUCAAAAACAAAAUUGUGAUAUCGAAGGAGCAAAAAAAUUUUUAGAAUACGGCUCGACUUACCUUCUGGCUUGCUAUAAAGAAAAUGUUCCGGCUCAUUGGUUUUGCAGCGAAGAAUUCGUGGAAAUUACGACAGAAUUACUACAUAUAUUUGCAUUGAAUAAUACUAAUGAACAGGUUGAAGAAUUUAAAAAUGUAAUGGCUGAUCAGCUGUCUAACUGUGUCGAUUGUGUUGAAGUAUAUUACAUUUAUAAAGAAGAUAUGCGUCAAAGAUAUCUGAGAGCAUAUAACAAUACAAAUGAUGUAAAUGUGCUUUUUGACGUCACUAUAAAAGCCUGGGACAGAUGUCGUGUUUACAGUGCUCUACAAAACUUGAGUCUGCAACUAGAAAAAUUAACCCCAGACAUACUGACAUCAAAUUCAACUAUUGCAAUAUUAUCAGAGAUUAUGUUUAAUCCGUCUUUACUUGCUGAUCGUUCGAUCAGCUCGCUCUAUGUCGAUUUGUUUCUUUCCAUCCCGCAGAAUAUUUUAAAAGAGAUGUGUAAAGGCUUUUUGCCCGGAAUGAUUAUUGUAUCGGUUCAUGAAAAUGAUGAUUUCAGACAAUUAUUCUGGAAAAUAAUGCAAGGAUUUCAAUUUUCAGUCAAAUUAGAAGAUUUCAAUGCUCAUGGAUAUUCUGGCCCAAUGCAAAGUGCAAUCCGCCGUCUAAAAGAUUGGAAUCUUAGAAGUCCACAUUUUCAAGAAUAUCCAUAUACAAAAAAUCUCAGAUUGUAUUGGAAAGGCCUUAGGAAAGUGCUUUGCUGUCUAGAUUCAUCUACAAUUAUCUUCGGGUUGUGUCAUGAACCUACCGGAUUUUGCAAUUUGGUUGUUUCCACUAUCAAAAAUCAAGAGCAACAAGAAAUUGAGUUUGUUGAAAUUUUGAAAUGUUUACAAGUUCUUCUGAAGAUAAUUAAGAAUGAAUUUUGGAACUACUCAUCAGUAACUGCACAAGAUUUAAUGACUGAAAUAUUUAAUAGUCCAGUUUUUCAUAAAGCCUCAGAAUCUCAUCCGAAGAAAUGCAAACAUCUAUUAGGAUGGGCUCCUGCGUUUGUUGAGUCAUCAAUGAAUCUUGUACUAACCAUUUUAGAGUAUUUGGUGCAUUCGUUUCAGAAGAACUCAUGGUCUAAUGAAUUGGCAGAAGAAUCUUUGGAUGUGGCGUUAAAGAUAUUGAGAAUACACAACCUCAAAAUUGACCCAGCAUUAAGUCUAAAACUCAAAAGUGUAGCCUUAAAUGAAAAUAUUAUGAUGUUUCAUAAGGUUCCACUUGGAAGUCGACGCCUUUCUUUGAUUAAUGAAAUAUUAUCUCUCAAUACCACAGGCAAUAAUACUAUGUCUGCGUCAAACAACAAUACCAUGUCUGUGUCAAACAUAAAUACCAUGCCUGCUUCAAGCAUCAAUACCAUGACUAAUUCAAACAUCAAUACUAUGUCUGCUUCAAACAUCAAUACUAUGUCUGCUUCAAACAUCAAUACCAUGUCUGCUUCAAAAAUCAAUGCCAUGUCUGCUUCAAAAAUCAAUGCCAUGUCUGCUUCAAAAAUCAAUACCAUGUCUGCGUCAAACAACAUUAAUGCCCCGCUCAGCAAUGGUACACUAUCAAAUUCAAUUAUUUUGGGCUCUACAACGUCAGGAUCUUCAGGAUCAUCUUCAAGUACAAGCAUUUCCCAAACCCCUGUAAAUUCUGAUGUUGUUUUGAAGAAACCAAUGCCUAAGCCUUCUAGUAUGAGAAAACCAAUCUCAAUGAACACAUCAAGUAAAAUAUUUCCUAAUAAAAAAGGAACGAUAAGCAAAAUGAUGGAUGCAUUCAUUAAAGAAAAUCAAAUCAAGAAUAAAGAGAGACAGGAUAUGAUGCAUCAUGCAAACACAUCAAACACAUCUAGGAUAUCAAAUCAAAGACUCAACUCUAUUACGAGUACUUCAGGAACAUUUGACGUAAAUACCUCUAGUACUUCUAGGAUAGCAAAUAAUAGACACAAUUAUAUGGCAGGUGAUAAACCAUUAGAUUCAACCGAAUAUACUCCAGGUACUCUUAAUCCUUUAGAAUUCAACGUAGUACAGCCUAAGCCUUUAGAACAGCCUCGACGAACGAAGUUACUCGACUUCCGUGAAGUCAUUUCUCAUCACAGAGCACUACAAGAUAACAAACAACAAGAGAGGAUUAUACAAAUGCGAAGGAGGGAAGACACUAUGAAACGGCUUAGGCCAAACUUAAAAAGCCUCCACAAACAAGUUUUAACGUGGAAUAUUGAUUCUAUGGGAGAAAUGCCUCCAAAUAUACUUAGGAACGAAUAUAGACAUAUUCCAGACCAAUUUCAGACGGCGGAAGAAUAUAUAAGCAUUUUUGAACCACUUUUAGUACUUGAGAUAUGGCAAAGUUUUAUCUCAGCAAAAGAAGAAAUCGAUGAUAGUGAUUCUUAUGCUAUUGUUAUAGACAGUAGUGUGUCUAUUGAUGAUUUUAUAGAAGUGUCGUGUCAUUCCGCGGAUCAAGGACAACUAAAAGGUCUGUCAGAAAAUGACCUUGUAAUAGUGAAACCAGCAAAUUAUAAGGAAAUAUCCUCUUCGGACUCUCUGAGAUCCAAAAUUUUUCUUGCUAUAGCUAAGAGUAUUGUUUUUAAUAAAUUGAAUAUGCACUGCUAUUUCAAUAAUGAUCCUCAUAACAUCAGAGGUGAAUUGAGGCCGCGGAGUUCAUGGACGGUUGAGAAAGUCAUAAGUUUAACACCUGCAGCGCGAGAAUAUGCUGCACUAAUGGCAACACCGUAUUUUAAAUACAUUAAUUUGAUCAUGCAACCAAGAUCUCCCAUCGUUCGACAAUGCCCGAGAGCACAAUUAGAGCGAUAUAUCAAUAUGUACAAAAUUAAUGAAUCACAGGCUGAGGCUGUAUGGAAAGUUUUAAACAAUAAAGAUAAUAUCUCCUUAGUGCAAGGGCCACCAGGAACUGGUAAAACAAGUACAAUAGUGAGCAUUAUAAGUGAAUUGAGAUCAACGUCCCCUACUUAUAAACCACGAAUUUUAGCUUGUGCACCUUCCAAUGCUGCUGUUGAUGAAAUUGAAAAAAGACUUCGAGAAGGUAUUUUUGACUCUAAUGGUAACCUUGAAAGAGUUGCUGUUGCUCGGUUUGGGAAAUUUGAGAACGAUACUGAUGAAGAGACGAGCAAUCUGAAAGUACGAAUGUCAACCCUUUUGCAAGAAGUUAACGAAAAAAAGCGUCGCCGUCAGGAUCCACGAAUAAGUGGAUGGGAUGCUGAAACAUUUGAUGCUCAAAUAAACAAGAUUAACGAAGAAAUUGAAAAUAUACGAAGAACACUGCGCGAUUCUGAUGAGAAAAAUGAAAAACCUAAACGCAUUGUUAAAGAACUUAAUGAUGCAGACAUUAUUUGUGCAACAUUGACUGGGAGUGGUCAUGAUAUUUUGGCGGAUAUCGCUUUUCAAGCGGUAAUCAUUGACGAAGCGGCACAAGCUAUCGAAUUAACAUCUCUCAUACCUAUGAAGUUUAAUCCAAGCUGGUGUGUUCUUGUUGGUGAUAGCAAUCAAUUACCACCAACAGUUCUCAGUAGAGUUGCCACUGAUUUCUGUUACGAGCAAAGCUUAUUCACCAGAAUUCAAAGGUGUGCACCUGCUUCAGUCCAUAUGCUGAAGAUGCAAUAUAGAAUGCAUCCAGAGAUUUGUAGAUUUCCCAGUAAAUUAUUUUACGAUUGUGAAUUAUAUAAUGCAGGAGGAUUACUGCAAAUUCGAACUCAAAGAUGGCAUGCAAAACCAAUCUUUGGACCUUAUAGGUUUUUUGAUGUGUUAGGUAUUAUGGGGCAAGAUCAAAAUUCUUUUUUUAAUAGGGAGGAAGCAGUUAUUGCCAUUAGACUAGUUGAAACGCUUAUAAGAAAUUUUCCAGAAAUCGAUUUUAAGGAUCGAAUUGGAGUAAUAACACCAUAUAAGCGACAACUUGCUGAACUAAAACGACUGUUCGCCCAAAAGAUUCCUAGUGAUUUAUACAAGGAAAUGGAGUUUAAUACUGUAGAUGGUUUUCAGGGGAAGGAAAAGGACAUUAUCAUCUUUUCAUGCGUUCGUGCUGGAAGAGAAAGCAGCGUUGGAUUCCUGAAGGAUAUAAGAAGAAUGAAUGUUGCGCUAACUCGUGCUAAGUCUUCAUUGUUCAUUCUUGGAAAUCGGCAAACGCUUGAAAAAAAUCCACAUUGGAAAGAAUUGAUUGAAGAUGCAGUGCAAAGGGGAUUGUACACUCGUUGUUCUGGUUAUCAGUUUGUAGCUAGUCUUAAUGCAGAAGUUGGGCGGUCGAACGAAUUCAGGAGUAUGCCUAUGGCUUCUUUCCAAGAUACCGGAGACAUUCCACGAGAGAAUUUAGUUGGACAUCAUAUAAAUGAAAUGGUAAACUCAAGAUAUGGUCGUGGGGGUAAUCGCGGAAGAGGUGAAUGGCAUAAUAAGCGUAAUUUUAAUGUUAAUCAACAUGAUGGAGGGAUAGCGCGUCGAG
Messenger RNA from Racocetra persica, 4573 nucleotides. The record is from the annotation of a GenBank genome assembly. Lineage: Eukaryota; Fungi; Glomeromycota; Glomeromycetes; Diversisporales; Gigasporaceae.